CGUCACGUGCACUACGGACCGACCUCCGGAGCAAGAGCAAGUAGAAAAGAGCAAGGAGACGGCUGGAACGCUGCUGAAUUAGCAGCAUGGGCUGUUGCUCAAAUCGUUCUCCCACGGCCAAGCGGUUGUGGGCAGUUGGUGGAGCAGUCGGAACGUGUGUGUUUGCGAUCGGGUUCGGUUUCCUGUGGCCCGCAUUGAUAUGGAGCAUCGCGAAGCAAGAGUUUGUGCUGGAACCGGGCACCGAGGUGUACAAGAACUGGAUCGAUCCACCGAUCGAAACGGAGCUGCAAAUUUACCUGUGGAACUGGACGAAUGCGCAGGACUACCGGCAGGGAGACAAUUAUAAGCCUCACCUGGAGCAGCUGGGACCGUACACGUUCGUCGAGGUGCACGAGCGCGCCAACCUGGAGUGGAACGACAACGAUACGCUAACCUUCCAGCAGCGACGCAUCUGGUAUCCCGUGCCGGAGAAAACGGUUGGGAACUAUGAAACUGAUCGCGUUGUGACGAUCAAUCCGGUGCUAGUGACUGUCGGUUAUGCGCUACGCGAUGAUCCACUGCUGCCGUUCGUGGAUGGAGUGAUCAUGCUGAACAACAUCAUCACCAGCCCCUUCUACGAUGUGCCCGUCCGGGAGAUGAUCUUCGAUGGGUACGAUGAUCCACUGCUCCGUGCGCUGCUGUCACUGAUUGACCAAAUUCCGGAAGACCAACGGCCACCGAUCAAGCUGCCACCGUACGAUAGGUUUGGCUGGUUUUUCGGCCGGAAUGAAAGUGAAACGUACGACGGUACCUUCCAGGUAGGCACCGGAGCGGAUCACGUGCAGAACACUGGAGUGAUGCGGCUCUGGAACGGGGCAAAUCGGACCGACUACUAUCGUGAUACCUGCGGCACGAUCCGAGGGACAACCGGUGAGGUGUGGCCACCGUUUGGCCGAUUACGGGGCACCCCACCGAACGUGACCGUAUUCGCGCCGGAUGUGUGCAGUUCGGUGACACUGCAGUACCUGGACGAGGUGGAACGGUAUGGGAUUGCGGGGUUGCGCUGGAUCGGGAACGAUCGCAUGUUCGACAAUGGGGUACACUACGAGGAAACCGCUUGCCAGUGUACCGCACCCGAGGACGAGUGUCCCGUGCUCGACAACGGGGCAAUGGAUGUGUCGGAGUGUAAGUUCGGUGCGCCGGCCACCAUCUCGUUCCCGCACUUCUAUCUAGCGAACGAUAGUUACCACGCGGAUAUUACCGGAAUGCAACCCGAUCCGAACGAGCAUCGGUUCGAGAUGGAACUAGAACCAUACACGGGCGUUCCCCUGAGCGUGAAGGCACAGCUGCAGGUCAACCUCCAUAUGCGGAACUACGGAUUAACAUUGCUACAAGGCAUCCCACCGGUCAUGUUGCCCGUGCUUUGGUUCCGCCAAACGGCUGCCCUUACGGACGAGCUAGCCGAUGACAUCAAGAUCAUUCUCAUCCUGCCGGACAUCGGCGUGUACGUCGCGUACGGAAUCGGUGCUAUCGGUAUUGUCGGGCUGGUACUCGCAAUCUAUUUCUCCGUCACACGCUGGAAGUUGGUAGGACCGGAGGAGCUGCCCCCGAAAGUGCUCAGCCAGUAAUGCCCAAUGAGCGAUACCUGGUGACCUAGGUUAUACAGCGAAGGCCCCAUCGGAUGGCCUGCUCAAUGAAACUUCAAUGCCAGCACGUGGGUUAGAGUACGUAACGUAUACGAAUCGAAUACAAUGUUAUCGAAGCUCGUU
Anopheles aquasalis is the source of this 1748-nucleotide messenger RNA. Its product is annotated as protein croquemort. Lineage: Eukaryota; Metazoa; Arthropoda; Insecta; Diptera; Culicidae. Gene Ontology annotation, cellular component: cytoplasm; membrane. Gene Ontology annotation, molecular function: scavenger receptor activity. The record is from RefSeq and is a predicted model, not a curated record.